ACAGUUGAUCUGAAGAUGGCGACAUGUGUGUGUAGGUUUUGAAAAAUGUUGACGUUGAAUCGGUGCAUUUCUUGUAAUGAAAUUAAUUUAUUUAGUGUAUAAUGUCAGAAACAAAACGGGCAAAUCUUACAACAUUAAAUUCAAACAAAAGUGAUAAAAAACCAGUGACAACACCUAAAAAAACAGUGCGUCUGGACCUCAACUUGAUAGAGCCCAAUGAAGAUGAAUGUUCUGUGUUCAACUUCACUGCACUUAUCAAAUCCCUAGAGAAGAAGCAAUUGAAGAAGAAGAACAGCGCAGAAGGGAAAGUGAAUGGCAUUGCCGAUCCGUUCGGAGAAGAUGAUGAAGAAGAAGUCGAGAGGAUAGCCAGGCAGUUCGAGGAGAAAUAUGGCGACAAGAACCGUUGCUACUCGUACCGUGAAUUGGGGGCCGGCUACGAUGAGAACGACUCGUUCAUCGACAACACGGAGAACUGCGACGAGGCGCUGUCUCACGAGUACCAGACCGACCAUGGCGGCUAUUACGUGCACUCGGGGCCACUCACGCUCAAGCGCGUACAACUGUGCGACGAUGAUGGCCCCCCCGACGCCGGCGACGAGGUCAGGGGCAAGCGUCGCAAGGGGGGACCCAACGUAAUAGGAGAUGAUUCUGAGGAAGAUGAAGAUGAAGAAGAUGAGGAAGACGACGAUGAAGAUGAAGAUGAUGAUGAAGAAGAUGAAGACGAAGAGGAAGAAACGACUGAAAAAGAGACGGAUGUAAGUGAGAAGAAUGAGGAGAAACAGCCUGAGAAAGAGGUCGAAAAGACAGUAACUGUAAAGAAAAUGAAGCUCGAUAAGACUGAUGACUGCACAGAAAUCGCCACAAAAUCGGAAGACAUGGAAGAUGCAGCGGCGUUGGCGAAAAAGCGCAAAAAAGCUGAAAAAAGACACCACAACCAUAAUUCCGAUCAUAACCAUCAUCACCAUAAAAACCACAAACACCAUAGAAAAGACGUUGACGAAAAGGUGGAACCAGUUGCAACGAAUAAUGUUAACUCGACAGUCGUUGAUAACGAGACUGUUGUGAAUAACGGUAUGGCGGAGAACAUGAGCAACGGAAGAACCCACGAUGGGAAGGAGAAGGAGAAUAUGAAAGAGAAAGAGAAAAUGAGAGAAAAGAAGAAGAAGAAUGCGACGGUGAAAGCGCUGUUGGAAGAGAAGAGACUGCAACAGACAGAGCCGCUCAAAGUUGCUGAAACGGUGAAUUUGGGUGUUGAACCGUUGCCUGAUGGAACUAACCAUAAGUCGGUUAAUGACGUAAUUGAGUUUGUCAUAAGUUCAGCAAGACACGAUGAUAUGAGCAAACAGAGCUCUAGUUCCAGCGUUAAAUCUAACACCGAUUCGGACCUAUCACAGUCGUCGCAUUCGACCGACGACACGGCGAAAGAGUCGCAAGCGGCUGCGACUGGGGUGGUGACAGGUAGUGCAGGGGUGAAUCGUUCGGCGGCUGAAGCGCCCGCGCUGCCCGCCGAAAUGAGCGAACUGAUCGCUCGCGUCAAGCUGGCCAUGAACCAAUCGCAUUUCUCCAAGCGUAACUUCUCGCCUGAGGUCAAUACGCUGCUUAUGAGUUUGGAAAUGAAAAUGCAAACGGUCUCUUCAGUGAUUCGAACGCUGAUCUACGAGCAUUUAGCCUUUUUCCUGCCUUGCUCCAAGCAAACGCUCACCAAGAGGAUGAAGAAAUUGUGCUGCGAUUUUGAAGAGGAGAAGAUGGCCGAGCCUUUGAAAAAGUUGAAAGCUGCUGUAGAUGCCACAAUGCCAGCACUCCUAGAAAAGUAUUUCAAGGAUUGUCAAAAGGUUGCAGCUGAAAAGGCUGCAGCAGCUUCAACGGAAGAAAAUGGAACCGGGGAAAAACCAGAAGAAUCAACCAAUCCAAGACUGCCGAGAAGGAAAUUCAUUUGGACGAAUGAAAUGAGGUCGUAUGUAAAGGAGGUGAUACGUUUGCGACUGGUCUGCUACAAUAUCAAGAAUCCGCGCCGGGAGUCGAGCGACAUUUUUCUGCGGACUUUUCUGGACAGCCAAGUUCAGCCGCUAUGGCCACCCGGGUGGAUGAAGACUUCCAUACUGAUAAGGGAGGCAGAGUCCAGUACUGUGCAAUCACUACGCAAAAUAAGAAAGCAUCAAAGUCCUAGUCAACAACAACAACAGCAGCAGCAGCAACAGCAACAAUUACUACAGCAACAACAGUUGCAACAUCAACAGUUGCAGGCGCACAUGCAAUCAAUAAUCACACAACAGUUGCAACAGCAGACCCCGCAACCAUUGCAAUCACUGCUCAAUGUUUCACUGCCAUCUAGCACAACUCUCACACCGACCAACGGGGGAGCCACGUCCAGUUUCAAGCUGACACCCGAUCAUCAAAAGACAAAAAAAUCGUCUCCUCUUACAGUAUCCACCACGUCUCCCUCUACAGCGGUACCCGUUAUCAGUCCAACGAACGGUCUGACGAUUUCCAGGGUGGUCUCGCCGCAUGCUGGAGGAGGGGCCUCGAAAGUGCCUCCCUCCCCGAGUCCCCCCAAACGCCAGUCGUUGUCUCCCUCCACCAGUCCGUUUGCGAUCAAAUCGAUAACCAUGAAUGGGGGCGGAGCAUCGUCUUAUCGAGAUUUCACACCAAAUUCAAAUAAUUCGAACAGUGGCGCGAACAAUACCCCUCCGGGUGGUGGUAACAACCAGUUUUCGAAUUCAACAGACAGUGUUAAAAAACAAUUAAAGUAUGGAGGGGAUGUUAGUGUUAAGGUUGAUGAUGGUGAUAAUAGUAUCCUGGAUUUGUCUUCGCCGAGCAGUGGCGCGCGUAGCGAGUUAUCGUCACCAAGUGUACCAACCAAAGCGCAGCAAAAGUGUGUGAGUGGUUAUGUUGGCAGCAGUGAUAGGACGACGCCAAGUGUGAUAGCUCGCAGUAGUGAUGAAGCUCUUUCGAUCGUGGUGACGUCACAGUCGCUAGCCACGCCUCUCAAGGCGUCUCCGCCAAUCACAGCGGUCGAGGCAAAGACUCCGCCCACCUCUGUCCACCUCAGCCCCAAUACACAAAACCCAGAGACCCGUAAGUCCGAGCCAUCCUCAAGUCCGCGAAGUUUGAAGCAUCGAAUUCUGCAGGAGCAGAUGAAAAACGAGAAGCUGGUGAGAGACAGAGACAGUAAACCGACUAUCGAUCCUUUUCCAAUCAUUGAGAUAAAGGAUGAACCGAUAGAUGUUCCUCUCUCUUCAUCUACGCCCACGCCCAAAGUAGAUGAAAACAAGGCCAAGAAAAAACUCAAGAUGGAAUCCACAGCUGAAGCCAAUAGUGCUGCUUCUGUUGUUAAAACCGAAAUAAAAGAGGAAGUGCAAGUUGAUCGGCCAGCCUCGCCUGUUGUUGAUCAACAACAACAACAACAAGAACAACAACAACAAGAGAAGCAACAACAACAACAGGAACAACCAGCGUCAACAACUGACUACGACCAGGAAAUGAAGUUGGAGACCGUGACAGCAACCGACAUUCUCAGUCAGCUGAUCAGUGAGAGUCUCAUGUCGACUCCUCAACCUGAAGAGGCUCCAGUAAGCCGGUUGCCGCCCGAAUCGUCCAAGUCGAGUGAGACAAAGAGAAGCCAGCAGCGGUUGCCUAGCAACGACCAGGAAACGGUGCAGACGCAGAUGGAGGUGGAUCAGGUGCUGCAGGAUCUGGCAAUGCUGCGACAGAUGUCAAGGGGGUCCACUAACGAUUCUAUCACUGCUUCCGAUGCCAAGGGUACGAAAUUGUCGCAACCGCUCAGUCCGGCCUCCUUCUCUAAUCAUUCAAGUUAUUCAGAAAAAUCAACGCCGCACAUAUCAAGUUACCAGAACGAAUUCUACAAACACAUCUUGAAAAAAGAGGAACUUCCUCCUCUUCCUCCCACUUCACCUCCUCCUACACCUCCGCCACCUCCUCCUCCAUGUUCCUCUUCUCUUCCCCCUCUUCCUUCUUCUCUACCUCCUCCUCUUCCCUCUCCUCCUCCUCCUCUGCCGCUGGAUUUGCCUCCUCUUCCCCCUCUACCACCUUCGGCUGCCCCCACUCCUCCUCCACCACCUCCUCCUCCUCCAUGUCAAUCGCCGCAGCCUGAUAGCAGGUCGAAAAAUGACAGUAGUUAUAAGUGUGAAAUACUAGACGACAUUCCCAGUUAUACAUCAGGCAGCAAAGUACAUCCACAAAAUUCGUUGCCCACCUUCAACACUCCUCAGCUGAUGAACAGUUCGACGUCCGGCAUGUCGUACGGUAAAUACCCUUCAGCACAUCCAAAUCUCCCUCAGCAAGUUCCUAUGUCACAUGCCGUUGUGCCAAGCGUUAUUCAACAUUCCUCACAUUCAACGCGACCAUCAUCUACGUCAUCAACAUCAUCGUCUUCACAUUCCUAUCAACAUAAUUACCAUCAUCAACAAAGUCAUGAGGAUCGACAUCAUUACAAUAAACAGCCACAUCAUCAUCAUCAGAAUCAUCAAAUGAACCGAUCGCAGUCAACGACGUCUUAUUUCGAUAAAAAUGCCGCAGAUUAUCAGCAUAAUCAUCAUCAGCAGCAGAAUCAGCAUCAUGGGAAUCAUAGUCAGCAUCAUUACAACAAGAAAUUGCAGGACAAUCAGCGAGACUAUCAGAGAGAUCGUCAGAGACAGCCAGACCAUCAGCAAAGAAAGAACAAAUCAUCGACUCACCAUCAGUACGGCUCCAAUUACGAUUGGAACUACGGAUUCUGAAGAACAUCCUAAGCAGCAUUAAACUUCAAAAUGCUUCCUACAUCUUCGAUAAUAUGACUUCGUGAGCCUCCCAUCAUAGAUGAAUAGUAGAACAUAAGUAUUGAAAACAGUAAUGAUAUAUUGUUUAACAAAUCAUAACGAUCGAUACUAAUUUAUUAUUGUAAUUAUGUUCGAUGAUCAAAUAUUGUUUUUUACAUUCGUGUUGUAUUUGGUUGUGUGAAAGUGUUUCAGUUUUGUAUUUAUUUGUAGGCUAAGUGAAGAAUAUGAGAUGAACGAUUAUAAAUGGUGUAAAAAAUAUUGAGAAUUAUUACUUCUACAACUUGUAUUUUUUACUAUUGUUAGACAAUGCUGGUAGGUGUGCUUUGUGAUUUGCUAUUAUAUAUAUAUAAACUAGAUUAUAAGAGUAAGGUAAUCUUCUAUGAAUAUUAUGUAUUAAAUGAACAUGCUGGUACAUAAUGUUAUUGUAACAUAUAGUUUAGAAAGAGCUUUAAUUUUGCUGUAGUGAAAUUGAGAAUAAAGAAAGCCUGAUUCAUAAUUUC
Nilaparvata lugens (brown planthopper) is the source of this 5275-nucleotide messenger RNA. RefSeq names its product ubinuclein-2. The coding region runs from base 102 to 4736 and encodes 1544 amino acids. Gene Ontology annotation, cellular component: nucleus. NCBI's taxonomy places the organism in Eukaryota, Metazoa, Arthropoda, Insecta, Hemiptera, Delphacidae. The record is from RefSeq and is a predicted model, not a curated record. The transcript is spliced from 20 exons.